GGCUGGGCAGGGCAGGGCUGGCCGGGUGGGGGGCUCCGCGGGGCGGCGGGGGAUGCGGGCCCCGGGCGCAGCAUGCUGUGGGGGGUGGGCCUGGCGGCGCCCCGCUCCUGCGUGGCAGACCUGAGCCGCAACCGCAGCCUCUCGCUGGGGUGGUGCGCGGGGCCCGAGGAGCCGCCGCCCGCCCUCUAUGGGGGCGAGAUCGUCGCCUUCCCGCUGGCGGGCGGGGGCGCGGGCGGCACCAUGGCGGCGCUGGGCUCCGACUCCUGGUGGAAGAAGACGCUGUACCUGACGGGCGGCGCCCUGCUGGCCGCCGCCGCCUACCUGCUCCACGAGCUGCUGGCCAUACGGAAAGAGCAAGAGCUUGAUUCGAAAGAUGCUAUCAUACUGCAUCAGUUUUCAAGGCCUACCAAUGGUGUUCCAAGUUUAUCUCCGUUCUGUCUGAAAAUGGAAACUUACCUGAGGAUGGCUGAUUUACCCUACCAGAACUAUUUCGAUGGAAAACUUUCCCCUCAAGGGAAAAUGCCCUGGAUUGAAUACAAUCAUAAGAAAGUAUCUGGCACUGAGUUCAUUAUUGACUUUUUGGAAGAGAAACUUGGAGUGAAUUUAAAUAAACACCUUGGUCCGCAUGAAAGAGCUGUUUCCAGAGCUGUGACAAAAAUGGUGGAGGAGCACUUAUACUGGACUUUAGCUUAUUGCCAAUGGGUGGAAAAUCUUCAUGAGACGCGAAAGAUGGUUUCACUUUUUGGCCCCUUCAGUGACUUGCUGAAGUGGAUCCUCUGUCAUCUGACCAAAGGGAUCGUGAAGCGGGAAAUGUAUGGCCAUGGCAUUGGCCGCUUCUCGGAGGAGGAGAUGUACAUGCUGAUGGAGAAGGACAUGCGGACUCUAGCAAGCCUCCUGGGUGACAAGAAAUACAUUAUGGGACCAAAAGUUUCCACUGUUGAUGCCACUGUAUUUGGGCAUCUGGCCCAGGCAAUGUGGACACUACCAGGGACUCGACCAGAGAGACUAAUCAAAGGAGAACUGAUUAACCUUGCUAUGUAUUGUGAAAGAAUAAGGAGGAAAUUUUGGCCAGAAUGGCACCAUGAUGAUGAUAACACUUUGUAUGAAUCUGAGGAAAGCAGUGAAGCAAGCAAGACUUACUCCCCUUUGCAGGACUUCAGUUUUUAUUCAAGGACAGAAACAUUUGAUGAGGAAGGGAACAGUAUUUCUCAAACUCCUGACACAGAUUACACUGGACACUCCCUCUUUGAUUCAGAUGUGGACAUGGAUGAGUACAGAGAUCAUGAACAAUGCAAGUGAUGUGUACAAGCAUCUCCCAUUUUGCAGAGAAGCUGUUUCUUGGGAUCAGUUUUACUUAUUUUCUCCUUCAGGUCAGCAGGAGGUUUAUACCACUUUGGAAGAGACCAUUGUGCUUGGCUCAGCUGUCACGUGCUACCUGGACUAUUUCAACUUUAUUUCAUUUUGUGUAACUG
Falco peregrinus (peregrine falcon) is the source of this 1472-nucleotide messenger RNA. RefSeq names its product failed axon connections homolog, metaxin like GST domain containing (gene FAXC). Gene Ontology annotation, cellular component: cytoplasm. Bases 73 to 1299 code for a protein of 408 amino acids. The transcript is spliced from 6 exons. The record is from RefSeq and is a predicted model, not a curated record. NCBI's taxonomy places the organism in Eukaryota, Metazoa, Chordata, Aves, Falconiformes, Falconidae.